AUGAAGCCCUCCUUAGCGUUUGCCUUUGCUUUCGUCGCCUCUUUUCGUUCAAAUUCAGAUGAAGGUGAGGCUUAUUUACGUAUAUUUAGCUUUGAUAACUUCCCUAGUUCCUGAAUCAUGUUGCUGCCUUUUUUGUAGGGUGGCUUAUAUUAAGCUUAACAAUCUUUGUACGUCCGUUGAAUUGCAGUCGGUGUGUUCAGAAGGGCGUAGACGUUCUGAAACUAAGACCUUGUUCUUCAUACAAAUGCGCAUGCGUUUAACUUUAUCCCUCAAAUCACACAGUUUAACAGACGGUUCAACUUUUCAACUACGACUCACGCGAGCGGCGAGGGCGGAAGCCACUUAGGGGCGUUUGAUGCUCUUAAACGCGAUUUCUAGUGGAGUUCUGAGAGGACAAAUUCUGUCGAAAAAAAUGCUCGCUAAAUCGAUUUUCAUUAUUCGCAUUUUCAAAAGUGAUAAUUAUAAAUGACUACAAAGCCGUACUAGAUUUUUUUUCUUAAAUUUAGUGCGGUUUCUUAAAGUUUUAAGUAUACUCUGUUAGGUUUUCUUGUAUACUACAUGGAGUUGCUUGCCGCCCGGUUAGCUCAAUGGGAUAAGCACCGGUCUGCUGAGCGGGAGGUCGUAGGUUCAAACCCCUCCCGGACCAACACUCAGGGUCUUUAAAUAACUUUGUAAUAACAUCUGCAAACGGGUUGACCUUCUAGUCUUCUCGGAUGAGGACGAUAAACAGUAGGCCCCGUCUCACAAGCCCUUGCACAAUUGUAAUUUAGAAAAAUUUAUCAUGGACGAGAGCUCUAGAAAAAAUGAUACUGCGGUUGGAGACGAACAAGGUUUCGAAAAAUCGCCGGGCACAGAAGAAGAAAAGGGGAACAAAGUGGCCGGACUACAGCAGGGAAAGAAAAAUACCUCUGGAUCCAGAUCCUUGAAAGCCGGUUAGAUUUAACAACCCAGGGUUAAAAUUUUACCUAGUAUGCGAUUUCGUUUCUGAAGUUUCUCAGAGACUGUUGGAGUCAUUUUAAGUCCGGUAAACAUUACUUCGGCAUUACUGGGAUUCAAUUUAAACUCGAGCCCGAAUACCGGCUCUGAGUCAAUAGGCCAUGAGGCCGAAGGCCGAAUGUGCUAUUGACUCAGAAGCCAUGAGGGCGAGAGGAAUGAUUGCUUUAGUAAAAUCCAACUAGUUGGUCAAAAAUAUCGAGAAUAAAAAGUUUUAGCUAGUUAAAAGAUAGACUUUAAUCCUUUUGCCGCCAAAAAGCCCGCGGUUUUCGCUACUAGGGGGCUAUAACAAAUAGCCUAGUAGUAGCUCAACCAAUCAGAACGCAGCAUUGAUAAUAGACCACUAGCUGGAUUUUACUAAUUAGUAUUAUUUAUCCCGGCCUACAAAAGCUUGUGCAACUGAGCAAACCGACGUUUGUUCACUUUGAGGUUGACCAUCUUUCUAGAAACCCGGCGCCCCGUUGUAAACAAGUAUAAGGAAAUAUGUGAUCUAUUUCAGUUCAAAAACUGUUAGUAGUUAUAGAAUGAUGGAUAAUUUCUUUCGUUUUCUUACACAACAUGGUGGCAACGGUGCAGGUAGCCGGGGGAGAAAUUUUUUAUAAUUUGGCAUUGACUGGACUUGAUCAUUUUUUUUUUAUUUUCAGCUGGUCUUUGAAUCGCUUGUCUCGUGACAUGGAUUGAGGCACAUUACCAUACAGUCAGCUCUCUCUAAAGGUGAUGUCACAAGAGACGAUGCAACGACCAUUUUCAGGCAACACAGCGUUGUCCGGCAAUGUUGGAACAAUGUUGCAACCGUUCGAAACAAUGUCGCAACAAUGCUGUAAUGCUGUGUUGCGCUGAAAAUUGUUGUUGCGAAUCGUCCCGUGUAACACCACCUCAAGACGGAUUCACACCUUUAGGACCGGUAUACUAAUGUGUCGGUCUUAAAGAGAUGCCCUUCUUAUAGAGUCAACUGAAAGGAGUUAAGAAAGGAAGGGACCAACUCAAGGUGUCCGUCUUAUAUAGGUCUCCGUUAAGAGAGAGGUGAUUGUAAUAGGCAAUCCGGCAUUUUCUUAUGUACGCUUUUGAUUUAUUGGCAGCCGAUAAUCCUCAACUGUAUAACGAUGACAUGAACUAUGAAAGAUUCAUCGAGGACGAGCUGUUCUAA
Porites lobata is the source of this 2140-nucleotide messenger RNA. Lineage: Eukaryota; Metazoa; Cnidaria; Anthozoa; Scleractinia; Poritidae. The record is from the annotation of a GenBank genome assembly.